AUGGGUAGAAGCUGCUCUCUUGCGCUUGCCCUUGCCCUUGCCCAUGUCCUGCUGGCGCUCACCGAAGCCUCAGCGGUGGCAUGGAGCACGGCGCCGCUGUGGGUGCGAGUCGGGGACAGGAAGCUGUUGGACUUGGGGGUCCGCGACAUCAAAGUGGACGUGGUGGUCGCCAAGGACGGCAGCGGCAACUUCACCAGCCUUCAGGCAGCCCUGCUGCAUGCAGCCCGGCCGGUGAAAGGUCAGCGACUGGUCAUCCACAUCAGAGCCGGCCUGUACCGAGAGGACGUGGAGGUAGCCAUCAACAAGGUGCUCCUGAUCGGCGACGGCGUGGGCAAGACAGUCAUCAGCGGCAACCGCAGCAAAGCAGGCGGCGGCCUGGAAUCUGACAACACACCUGUGCUUUAUGCGAAAGGCAACUACUUCAUGGCCCGUGACAUAACAAUAGAGAAUACGGCGGGCAAGGAAGCGGGUGCAGCCGUGGCUCUCAGAUCAGACUCGAAGCAGUCGGUUUUCUACCGCUGCGAGCUUAUAGGACACGAGGACACACUCCUCGCUAAGACCGGCCGCCAGUUCUACCGGGAGUGCACCAUAUCAGGGACAGUCGACUUCAUAUUUGGCAACGCUAAGGCCGUCUUCCAGAAUUGCCUCCUCCUCGCGCGCCGCCCGCUGGCAGGUAAGCAUAACGUGGUAACUGCGCAGGGCAAGGACGGUGGUAGAUCUGACGCAGGCUUUGCGUUCCAAAAUUGCACGGUUACGUCACACGAAGUUCUCGAUGGCGCCGAGACAUACCUAGGAAGGCCAUGGAAGAAGCACUCGCAUGUGGUCUUCCUUCAGUCCUUCAUGGACACCAUCGUCCAUCCCAGGGGCUGGGUUGCGUGGGACAGAGCAGACGAGCGCGUCCCCUCUACGGUGUACUAUGGCGAGUACGCCAAUAGAGGCCCGGGGGCGAACACCAGCGCGCGCGUCAGCUGGUUCCACGCCAUGAACUCCACUGAGGCUGAAACCUACACUGUGCAGCGUUUCAUCAGCGGCCACAAGUGGCUCAACGCCACGGGGGUGGAGUACCAGCCCGGCCUGAUCUAA
This is a messenger RNA of Lolium rigidum, 1083 nucleotides long. Its product is annotated as pectinesterase 2-like. Gene Ontology annotation, biological process: cell wall modification. The record is from RefSeq and is a predicted model, not a curated record. Lineage: Eukaryota; Viridiplantae; Streptophyta; Magnoliopsida; Poales; Poaceae. The transcript has 3 exons. The coding region runs from base 1 to 1083 and encodes 360 amino acids. Gene Ontology annotation, molecular function: pectinesterase activity; pectinesterase inhibitor activity.